AACAUGGCGGCGGGAAGGGAGUGAGCGCCUCCGCGCUGCCCCGCGCCCGCAGAUUUCUCCAUCUUAUUAAAGAGAAACGAUUUUCUAUUUGGUAUAGCUUGAUGGUACCAUGCAAAAAUCAGAUCCUCGGAAAGAUGGAGAAAUUAACAUGCAGAGAAACUGACUUGUCAGAGGUCAGAGCAAGGUAUUGGUGGAUCCAGGGAUAAGUCCCAAACUUCUUAACAACUUGACCAGUGUUUAGUUCAUUGACUAUGCAGCCUAGUGAAAUAGACUGGAAUGAUGUCAGAAAACACAAAUAUGGUCAGCUAUUGGAGUCUGCAUCCCAACAUCAAGAAGCUACUGAUAUUCUGGAGUUAGGUCAUUUUACCUGGGACAAAUACCUAAAAGAAACAUGUUCAGUCCCAGCGCCUGUCCAUUGCUUCAAGCAGUCCUACACACCUCCAAGCAACGAAUUCAAGAUCAGUAUGAAAUUGGAGGCACAGGAUCCCAGGAACACCACAUCCACCUGUAUCGCCACAGUAGUUGGACUAACAGGUGCUCGCCUCCGCCUUCGCCUUGAUGGCAGCGACAACAAGAAUGACUUCUGGCGGCUGGUUGACUCAGCUGAAAUCCAACCUAUUGGAAACUGUGAAAAGAAUGGGGGUAUGCUGCAGCCCCCUCUGGGAUUUCGGCUGAAUGCCUCCUCUUGGCCCAUGUUCCUCUUGAAGACACUAAAUGGAGCAGAAAUGGCUCCCAUCAGGAUUUUCCACAAGGAACCACCUUCGCCUUCUCACAACUUCUUCAAAAUGGGAAUGAAGCUAGAAGCCGUGGACAGGAAAAACCCCCAUUUCAUUUGCCCAGCCACUGUUGGGGAGGUGCGGGGCUCAGAGGUGCUUGUCACUUUUGAUGGGUGGCGAGGGGCCUUUGACUACUGGUGCCGCUUCGACUCCCGAGACAUCUUCCCUGUGGGCUGGUGCUCACUGACUGGAGACAACCUACAGCCACCUGGCACUAAAGUUGUGAUUCCAAAGAGUCCCUUUUCUGCGUCUGAUGUGAACACUGAGAAGCCCAGCAUCCACGGCAGCACCAAAAUUGACUUGGAGCAUCAACCAGGGCAGAGGGGGCGUAAACCAGGAAAGAAGCGGGGCCGGACACCCAAGCCUCUAAUUCCCCAUCCCAUCGCUACCCCAUCCAAGUCAGCUGAAUCUCUGAAAUUUCCAAAGAAGAGGGGUCCCAAACCUGGCAGUAAGAGAAAACCUCGGACUCUGCUGAACCCACCACCCACCUCACCAACAACCAGCACCCCUGAACCGGACACCAGCACUGUACCCCAAGAUGCUGCCACCAUCCCCAGCUCAGCCAUGCAGGCCCCCACAGUUUGUAUUUACUUGAACAAGAACGGCAGCACAGGCCCCCACUUAGACAAGAAGAAGGUCCAGCAGCUCCCUGAUCAUUUCGGGCCAGCCCGUGCCUCUGUGGUGUUGCAGCAGGCUGUCCAGGCUUGCAUCGACUGUGCUUAUCACCAGAAAACCGUCUUCAGCUUCCUCAAGCAGGGCCACGGUGGUGAGGUUAUCUCAGCUGUGUUUGACCGGGAACAGCAUACCCUCAACCUCCCAGCCGUCAACAGUAUCACCUACAUCCUCCGCUUCCUGGAGAAACUCUGCCACAACCUUCGCAGUGACAAUCUGUUUGGCAACCAGCCUUUUACACAGACUCACUUGUCACUCACCACCACAGAGUACAGCCACGACAGGUACCUACCAGGUGAAACCUUUGUUCUGGGAAAUAGCCUGGCCCGGUCCUUGGAGCCACACUCAGACUCAAUGGACUCCACCUUGAAACCCACCAACCUUGUCAGCACUUCUCAAAAUCUUCGAAACCCUGGGUACCGGCCUUUGCUUCCAUCCUGUGGCCUCCCACUGAGUGCUGCCUCAGCUGUGCGCAGACUGUGCUCCAGGGGGUCGGACCGGUACCUGGAAAACCGGGAUGCAUCUCGACUAAGUGGCCGGGACCCCUCCUCAUGGACAGUCGAGGAUGUGAUGCAGUUUGUUCGGGAAACUGAUCCUCAGCUGGGACCCCAUGCUGACCUUUUCCGUAAACACGAGAUCGAUGGCAAGGCCCUGCUCCUGCUGCGCAGUGACGUGAUGAUGAAGUACAUGGGGCUGAAGCUGGGGCCUGCGCUCAAGCUCUCCUACCACAUUGACCGGCUGAAGCAGGGCAAGUUCUGAGCAGGAAGACACGGCCUAGACAGCUGAGGGGUGAGCGGGCAGGGGCAGCGUUCUCCUCUCAGGAAGCAGGUGCCUCAUGGCGUUCGGGCCGCCUCAGGACUGCAGGAGGCUGUGUGGAGCCUCACUGCUACCCUCCUGGCAUAACGUGUCCUUCCAUGAAGGACUGAGGGGGCAGGUGAGGGGCCCAGGGCUGGCGCUGCUCUUCCCUCAGCCCUGCCUCUGCUCUGAGGUCCCCUCUAUUUAUUUCCCAAGCCCGCUGGCCUCUCACCAGGAGAUCAGACCCAACACCUGCCAUGUGGUGGCGAAGGGGCUGACCUCUGAGGCCUUGGAAGAUGGGGCUGAACUGACACCCGUGCCCAGUCCCCUCAACCUGCUGGGUUGGCGUGGCCCUCACUGCCCCACAGCUCCUGCCUUCUUCGGAGAUCCCCAGACUCCACGCUCACAGUGCAAACCUCUACUUUUUUAAAAAAGAUCUUUCUUAUUGUUAAUUUAUUGUUUCUGGCACUCGGGCCAGCCCUUCAGUCUCUACUCGUUACUUCAAACAGGGGGUUUCAGGAGGAGAGAGACUGCCCUGCCCUGGUCCCAGGGCACUUUCUCUGUGGGACGGACAGACCCAUAAAGUCUUGACCACAUCAUUCAGCAUGAGGAGGAGAGGGUCCCUGUCACCUUCCCCUUUCUUCCGCCACUGGGCCCUUUGCAGCACAGCCGCAUCUGUGGGAAUGGGGAUCCCCUGCCCCGCACUGUCCCCCAGCACAGCCCCUUGCCCCGGCCAGAACUGCUGCAGCAGCUCGGCUGAUGAUUUUAGGCUAAGAGGGCCCUAGAGUGGGUGGGAGGAAAGGGCCUCCAGGCUGGAGUCUGGCUGCACCCACUGCACUAUUCACACGCUUCCUUCGUAAGCAGGUCAGCAACACAGCUGCCCCACUGCCAUCUGGACUUAUUUU
Messenger RNA from Molossus molossus (Pallas's mastiff bat), 3148 nucleotides. It is a transcript of the gene SCMH1, whose product is annotated as Scm polycomb group protein homolog 1. Gene Ontology annotation, biological process: regulation of DNA-templated transcription. Gene Ontology annotation, cellular component: nucleus. The coding region runs from base 252 to 2207 and encodes 651 amino acids. The transcript is spliced from 16 exons. Gene Ontology annotation, molecular function: protein binding. The record is from RefSeq and is a predicted model, not a curated record. Lineage: Eukaryota; Metazoa; Chordata; Mammalia; Chiroptera; Molossidae.